Molecule: messenger RNA, 1609 nt
Organism: Centrocercus urophasianus (Greater sage-grouse)
Lineage: Eukaryota; Metazoa; Chordata; Aves; Galliformes; Phasianidae
Gene: EMP1
Product: epithelial membrane protein 1
Exons: 5
Coding region: 227-727 (166 amino acids)
Cellular component (GO): plasma membrane
Source: RefSeq, a predicted model, not a curated record
CUCUUUAAAGGCAGACUGAUUCAUAGUAACUUCUUUAAAACAGAGCUAAGUGACACCACCCUCCCAUACCACCGGAGGAAACUUAAACCACCACCAGGUCACUCCCCUUCACUACAGCUCCGCACUCCGGCACAGCAGCGCCGCAGUCCCCCACGCUCCUGCUUCCACAGGUGCCAGCACCGCACGAUUUCUCUGCACUGGUGUCACCACCUAGGAAGGAUCCAAGAUGUUGGUACUACUGGCUGGUAUCUUUGUGGUUCACAUUGCCACCGUCAUCAUGCUCUUUGUCUCCACCAUUGCCAACGUUUGGAUGGUGGGUAGGAAUUCCACUGGAAAUGCCUCCUGGGGACUCUGGAUGUGGUGCAACAACACCUGUGAGUCGCUGACACCCAGUGAAGGCAAUGCUGCUUCCCUCAAAGCAGCGCAAGCCUUCAUGAUCCUCUCAAUCAUUUUCUCCGUCAUCGCUCUUGUUACAUUCAUUGUCCAGCUGUUCACCCUGGAGAAAGGCAAACGUUUCUACAUCACUGGAGCCAUCACGCUGGUUUGCUGGAUCUGCAUUCUGAUUGGAGUCUCCAUUUACACAGCUCGGUUCACAAAAAAGCAGUCUGUGAUCCAGGCAGAAGAGGUGACAAAUGCUCACCACGGCUACAGCUUCAUAUUGGCCUGGAUCUGCUUUUGCUUCAGUUUUGUCACUGGCAUCCUCUACCUUGUUCUUAGGAAAAAAUAAGGUCGAUGAGAGUACUGGGGAGAGGGUUGGUUGCUGGGAAUGGGGAACAAUUGCUCUGCCGAGAGAACUUUUGGAUAAAUAGAAAGAACAGGAUCAGUCACCAUCACCACUACUGCCACCACCAUAGCAAAACAACAAAACUAGAAUCUUCAGAAACUCAUUCACCAAAGAGCAGGAGGAACAGAACUGACUGAUCUCUCAUUCCUGGGGCUGCUACACCAGAAAUCUGCAAGUGACCCAGACAGCUGUUCUCCUUUUCUAUCAUAACUUCACAUUCAAGCCCAGCAGUGAUGACUGAAGAGCACCGAAAAAAUGAGGGCUACAUCUUUUUCCCUGUCUAGAGCCCUUCCCACUUGCCUUUCAGCGUGCCUGGUGGGUUGGGCAUUCAGGCUUACAACUCCCUUUUUUGUCCAUUGAAACAAAUGGGAUGGGACUUUUGUUACAUUUAUAUAUAUAUACAUAUAUAUAUAUAUAUGUAUGCACAUAUAUGAAAGACAUUACAUUGAGAAACAACCCAAUAGAAAUCAGAUUAAAUUAGUAUUAAAAAUACUACGGGAACAAGGCAGCUAUUUUUUUUUUUUAGUUUUCAUUUUUUGCUGUUCUGUUUCCUAUUUGACAUCCCCAUGGUUGAAUCAAAUACUGGUAUGAAGGGCAAGUAUACAAAUAUACAAGCAUGGAGGAUGGAGAGAAAGAGAGAGAAAGAGAGGGCGGGAGACAUACACAGGGGUUCCUAAAAAUAGAGAGCGCAGUUGCUCAAUGAUGCACGUGCAGGGAGGGAAUCCUUUGGGUGUGUGUCUGCACUAAAAUCUUCUGUUCAGCUCUAGUACAUAGCAACAACACCGCAACAAAUGUAGGCUUUUUUUUUUUUUUUUUUUUUUUUUU